This is a messenger RNA of Penicillium canariense, 528 nucleotides long. RefSeq lists its product as uncharacterized. NCBI's taxonomy places the organism in Eukaryota, Fungi, Ascomycota, Eurotiomycetes, Eurotiales, Aspergillaceae. The record is from RefSeq and is a predicted model, not a curated record. The transcript is spliced from 2 exons. The coding region runs from base 1 to 528 and encodes 175 amino acids.
AUGGCCUUCACCCAGAUUGAACAUUUCUGGCAGGCGUCUGCCCAAGUUAUGGUGGCCUGUUCUCUGCUCGCUAGGAUCCUUCGAGACGUGGAAAAUACUGAAGUUUACCGCAGCAAACUAGGUCCCUUGAUCGACUACUUACAAGAUCUACAAGAGACUGUAGCACAAAGAGCAGCGGAGAUCCCGCAGAACCGAUCUCUCGUUCGGCUCGACGUGGUCGAGGAGCGAGCCUGGACGAUUUCCUGUAUGCUCCGCGGAUUGCAUCCUGGGUACGGCUUGACCGCAAUAGAUCCAUCCAUUCGCCCUUUGUUUGCCCAGCAACUCGAGAAGAUCGAGGAGCUCUUUGACAACCUUCUACUGACUCCAGCGCAACGUCGCGGGGAAGAGCUUGGCCCCGCGCGGUACUUCCCUCACGCGCGCCUGAACUGGGUUUUCAAAAUCCAGAUGGCUAUGCUAAGUGCACCUUGGUGGUACAUUGCAAUUCUAGACAGUGGAAACAUACAGCCGAAUUAUUGUGAACCAGAGUAA